UGUCUCCGUAUUUCCAUUUUCCCUGCAAUCCAGGCUUGAUCACUUUACUCUCUCUAGGGUUUUCAAAGUUUCAAUCCUUUUUAGCUGCAAAGGUGCUUUCUUCUUAAAGGUACCUGGAAAAGGUUAAGACUUUCAUUUUUUUAAAACUUCUUUUCUAAUCUUUUAUGUAGUUUAAAAUUGUGGGGUUUGAAUAAUUUGAUUGGAUAAGGAGGGCAGAAGAAAAUUUGUGUAUAGAGAGGUGUCGUUUUCUAGGUUGGUAUUUGGAUUUGCAUUAGCUUGGGUUAUCUUUGAAAGCUUGUUUCAGGUUUACUUUUUUUUUGGGUUUAAAGGUUGUAGUGUUUUGGAGAGAUUCUAGAGAAGUAGGCUCUUGUUUGAACAAAUGAGGUUUUGAUUAGAUUGGAUAGUAUGUAUAUAGUAUUGGGUUUUUAGUGAAGCCCGGCUUUAUUGGUUUCUAUUUCUAGAAACACAGAUUCUUGAUUACUUUCAUUUGGUAGAAUGCUGGUGCAGAAAUGGGGAUUUAUUAUAACAUUUGAAUUUAGAUGGGAUAUUGGAACUUCUGUUUUUAGUCGAACUCUUUGGCGUUUUGAGUAUGUCGGUAAUAGAUGAGGGGGACAAUGUUGUAAAAAAAUUAAAAUUCUUGAAGAAAUGAAGGAUAGUUUCUGUAAGAAGAACUGAAGAAGUUAUUGUUUGAAGGGUGGUUUUGGUGUAUGAUGGGUUGCAUUUGUUGUAAACCUUCUGCAAUUGAAGAUAGUAAGGAUAGUCCUAGAGAGAGGCCUUUGAGUAAAGCCGCAACAGAAGUUGGAGCAAAGGAUCGGUCUGAUAACAAUGAAGUGCGAACGAUGUUAAUUGAUAAACAAGUGAAUGAUACGGUUCGGUUGCAUGGUGAGAAUUUGGAUAGAAGGGAGAAGAUGGAGUAUGUUGUUACUCAACACCCCGGGAUGGGUAGUCUACCAAAAGCUACAGAAGGUGAACAGGUGGCAGCAGGUUGGCCUACUUGGUUAGCUUCGGUGGCAGGAGAAGCAAUCAGAGGAUGGGUGCCGCGGCGUGCAGACUCAUUUGAGAAGCUGGAUAAAAUUGGCCAGGGGACUUAUAGUAAUGUUUAUAGAGCUCGUGAUUUAGAUCAGAAAAAAAUUGUUGCUCUGAAGAAAGUAAGAUUUGAUAACCUUGAGCCGGAGAGUGUUCGAUUUAUGGCAAGGGAAAUUCACAUACUACGUAGACUUGACCAUCCAAAUGUUAUAAAGCUGGAAGGUCUGGUUACCUCAAGGAUGUCUUGCAGCUUGUACCUUGUUUUUGAGUAUAUGGAACAUGAUUUGGCUGGUCUUGCUUCGCACCAGGGUCUGAAGUUUUCUGAGCCACAAGUUAAGUGCUACAUGCAGCAACUUUUGUGUGGUCUUGAUCAUUGUCACAGCCAUGGUGUCCUACACCGUGACAUAAAAGGUUCAAAUCUUCUCAUUGACAAUAAUGGCAUCUUGAAGAUUGCAGAUUUUGGUCUGGCAAGUUCUUAUGAUCCCCAUCAAAGUCAGCCCUUGACAAGCCGUGUUGUAACUCUUUGGUAUAGACCACCAGAGCUUUUACUUGGGGCCACUUACUAUGGUACUGCUGUGGAUUUAUGGAGUACAGGUUGCAUACUUGCUGAGUUAUAUGCAGGCAAGCCUAUUAUGCCCGGAAGAACUGAGGUGGAGCAGUUGCAUAAAAUUUUCAAGCUUUGUGGCUCGCCUUCUGAAGAGUAUUGGAGAAAAUCAAAGUUGCCUCAUGCUACAAUUUUUAAGCCCCAACAACCUUAUAGAUGCUGUGUCGCUGAAACAUUUAAGGAAUUUCCUGCACCAGCAUUAGCACUCAUGGAAACCUUACUUUCCAUUGACCCUGCUGAUCGCGGAUCUGCAGCUUCUGCUCUCAAGAGUAAGUUCUUUACCACAAAUCCGCUUCCCUGUGAUCCUUCAAGCUUGCCCAAGUAUCCUCCUAGCAAAGAGUUUGAUGCAAAAAUGAGGGAUGAGGAAACUAGAAGACAAAGAGUAGCAGGAACCAAAGGUCAGAGACCUGACCUCGACAGGAGAUCAACAAGAGAGUCUCGAGCCAUGCCAGCGCCUGAUGCCAAUGCUGAACUAGUCUUGUCAAUGCAGAAAAGACAAGGUCAACCCAAUUCUAAGAGUCGGAGUGAGAAGUUUAAUCCUCAUCCUGAAGAAGUUGCCUCAGGCUUUCCUAUAGAUCCACCUCGACCAUCACAGGCAGUAGAAUCAAAUGCAGAUGCUCAGGGGAAUCGUCACAAGAGAGCCUCCCAUUCAGGGCCACUGGCUCACCGAGCUGCAUGGGCGAAGUCUGGUAAAAAACUCGAUGAUGCUCCAAAACUUUCUACUGGGGCCGACUUAUCAAUGAUGCCAGGUUUAGUGGCAGCAAGGAGAAGUAAUCUUAUAUCUGAAGAUCGCAGAGAGAGAACUGGUUCUUCGCAACCAGAAGCUCCAAAAGUAUUUGCAAGAUUUCCUGGUUCCUUUAAGGAGGCCUCAGAAUAUUUCCAACAGGAUAUGGAACGAAAUGUGCAGCAGAAAGAAGAUGGAAGAAGUAACAUCAAAGAUCAAGUUGUGCUUGGUUAUGGCUCAAAGGGUCACAAAAUUCACUAUUCUGGUCCAUUAUUAGUUCCAUCAGGCAACAUGGAUCAGAUGCUCAAGGAUCACGAUCGUCAAAUUCAAGAAGCUGUUCGACGAGCACGCCUGGAUAAGGCAAAGAUGAAAAGGGUUCCGAUAGAAGGCAGCCAAAAAUCAACCAAUUCAUUAUUUGUUUCUGGUCGUUGAGCUAAACUUUGUGAACCGCAAAUCAGGACGAACAAUGUCAAGAUGAUGGUAGCAAAUAAUUGGCCGCCGAUUCUUUGUAUAGCUCGACGCUUAUAGGAAGAUUGCUAGUGAGGCAUAUGUAGCUAAGCUUAUAGCUGAUGAAGAGAGCUUUCUAUGUGAUCAAACAUGUGCAUAUCUUUACCACUCCACAACUGCAAUUUGCUAAGAUAUGACACAUCCCUGUUCGUCU
Messenger RNA from Hibiscus syriacus, 3015 nucleotides. RefSeq names its product probable serine/threonine-protein kinase At1g54610. The record is from RefSeq and is a predicted model, not a curated record. The transcript has 8 exons. Bases 708 to 2786 code for a protein of 692 amino acids. Lineage: Eukaryota; Viridiplantae; Streptophyta; Magnoliopsida; Malvales; Malvaceae. Gene Ontology annotation, cellular component: nucleus; cyclin-dependent protein kinase holoenzyme complex. Gene Ontology annotation, biological process: positive regulation of transcription elongation by RNA polymerase II; protein phosphorylation. Gene Ontology annotation, molecular function: ATP binding; cyclin-dependent protein serine/threonine kinase activity; RNA polymerase II CTD heptapeptide repeat kinase activity.